Molecule: messenger RNA, 761 nt
Organism: Cyprinodon variegatus (sheepshead minnow)
Lineage: Eukaryota; Metazoa; Chordata; Actinopteri; Cyprinodontiformes; Cyprinodontidae
Product: C-Jun-amino-terminal kinase-interacting protein 4-like
Exons: 5
Biological process (GO): vesicle-mediated transport
Cellular component (GO): cytoplasm
Molecular function (GO): JUN kinase binding; kinesin binding; MAP kinase scaffold activity
Source: RefSeq, a predicted model, not a curated record
AUGGACCCCAUGUUGAGGACCUCUGAUUUAAACCAAUCAGGUCCCACUGAGCAGCAGUGUCUUCUAACCCACCCUCCUCUCCUUCCCUGCCAGGAUGAACUGGCCCAUGCUAACCAUGGAAACUCCAAGCCCAGCACACCAGCCAACCAGGGAAAGAUCUCCAAAACUGGUUCACCUGUGUCCUUAAACGACGGAUCCUCCAAAGCCAAUAACCCACCUUCCACUCAUGGUGGCUCCGUCCCAUCCCCCCAUGAAGAAGCCAAUGGUGAACAUGCACUGUCCUCCUCUACGCCGCCAUCUACAGCUGCUUCUGUUGCUAAAACUGAUCCUGAAAAGAAGCAGGAUGGUUCUGAAGAAUUCAACAAGAACCUGGACCGAAAAAGUGAGAAGUCUGAAAAUGGAGAGAAUGCAGAAAGACGACGGGGGGAACAGACGAGUCAGCUUGGAGAGGACAACCAGGAGUCUGCACCAGUGAAAAGUGAAGAUGGAGAGGAGAAUUUGGAGAAGUCUGAGCUUCAGGCCAUCAUAGAUUCGACUCCUGAGCUGGAUAUGGACUUUGAUGGCGGCAGAGGAACAAGCACACCAACUAUAGGCGGCAUAGAGAAUCCAGCCUUCGGCCGAAACAACGAUUCUUUGUUUGACGAGCUGGCCUCUGCAGGGAACGACACGAUAGGCGACGUGGACGAAGGAGCCGACCUACUUGGUAUGGGUCGGGAGGUUGAACAUCUCAUCCAUGAGAACACCCAGCUGCUGGAGACCAA